Messenger RNA from Podarcis lilfordi (Lilford's wall lizard), 1065 nucleotides. The record is from the annotation of a GenBank genome assembly. Lineage: Eukaryota; Metazoa; Chordata; Lepidosauria; Squamata; Lacertidae.
AUGGAUUACGAAGACAACUUCACGGAAUACUUUGGGACUUAUGAAGAGGACGAUCCCCCCGUGUCCCACCUCACUCACGCACAGGUGGCGUCGCUUGUGUUCCACGGUGUGGCUUUUCUCCUGGGGGUGCCUGGCAAUGCGAUCGUCAUCUGGAUUAUGGGCUUUAAAUGGGACAAGACCGUCACUUCCCUCUGGUUCCUCAACCUGGCUAUUGCGGACUUCAUCUUCGUCCUUUUCCUCCCUCUCUACAUCACCUAUGUGGCCACGGGCUUCCACUGGCCCUUUGGGAAGUGGCUGUGCAAAGCAAACUCCUUCAUUGCUCUCUUCAACAUGUUUGCCAGCGUCUUCUUCCUGACAGCCAUCAGCCUUGACCGUUACGUCCAUCUGAUCCACCCUGUCUUCUCCUACCGGCAUCGGACUCUCAAAAACACCUUCUUUAUGAUUGCUUUCAUCUGGGUUUUGGCCACGCUCAUUGGAAGCCCGGCGCUGUACUUCAGAGAUACCCUUACGCUACACAACAAUGUCACCAUUUGCUACAACAACUUCCAUCCCACGGACGUCGAUCUUAUUAUCCUCAGACACCAUGUUCUGACCUGGGUAAGGUUCAUUUGCGGCUACCUCUUUCCUCUGCUGACCAUGAUUGUUUGUUACUCUCUUCUGGUAUGCCAGGUGAAGAAAACUGCCACGCUGACCUCCAGCAGGCUCUUCUGGACUGUUCUGGCUGUGGUGGUGGUUUUUUUCGUUUGCUGGACCCCAUACCAAAUAUUCAGCAUCCUUGAGCUCUCUGCUCACCACGAUAACUACUGGCACGACUUGCUCCGCGACGCCAUUCCUCUUUCCGUCAGCUUUGCUUUCAUCAACAGCUGCCUUAACCCCAUUCUUUACGUCCUCCUCAGCAAGAAACUCCAGUCCUGUUUCAGUGUGACGUUUUCAGAACUGGUGAAGCACACCCUCUGGGAAGUCAGCCGGUCUGGGACAGUCAGCGAACAAGUCUGGAAUUCUUUGAGUCUACAGCAGGGCGAAGCAUCUGAGCUGGAGACUUCUUUGGGUGAAAUCUCUCCCUGA